Messenger RNA from Mytilus californianus (California mussel), 2993 nucleotides. RefSeq names its product ankyrin repeat domain-containing protein 13C-like. Gene Ontology annotation, molecular function: protein binding. The transcript is spliced from 13 exons. The record is from RefSeq and is a predicted model, not a curated record. Lineage: Eukaryota; Metazoa; Mollusca; Bivalvia; Mytilida; Mytilidae. Gene Ontology annotation, cellular component: cytoplasm. Bases 3 to 1307 code for a protein of 434 amino acids.
AGAUGGCCGACUUGGAGUUUGAUGGUUACCCACUUCAUGAAAGUGUAUUUAACGAUGAUAUACGACGGCUUUCACAAUUAUUACGGGUACAUGAUGUAGCACAGAAGGAUGUUCAUGGAAACACACCAUUACAUCUUGCAGUGAUUUUAGGACAUAAAGAAUGCAUACAUCUACUGCUGGCCCAUGGCGCGCCUGUACGUGUCAAGAAUGUACAAGGAUGGACUCCAUUAGCUGAAGCCAUAAGUUAUGGGGACAGACAAACAAUUGUCAGUUUGUUAAGAAAACUGAAGCAGCAAUCAAAGGAAGCUCUUGAAGAAAGAAGACCUCAACUUAUACAAGCUCUGAAAGAUAUAGGAGAUUUUUAUUUAGAACUUAAGUGGGACUUUCAUAGCUGGGUGCCGCUUGUUUCCAGAAUAUUACCAUCUGAUGUAUGUAAAAUUCACAAAUCUGGAGCUUGUCUACGAUUGGAUACUACAUUAGUAGAUUUUAAUGGUAUGCACUGGGAAAGAGGGGACAUAACUUUUGUAUUCAAUGGUGAUAUGCCUCCAGAGAAAUGUCUCACAGUCAUGGAUAACAAAACUAAAGUUUAUCAAAGAAUAAAAUAUGAGGAAACAGAACAGGAGGUUGAAGAUGAAGUAGAUAUAUUGAUGAGUAGUGAUAUAAUGGCAGCUCAGAUGUCCACUAAAAAUAUCACCUUCUCUCGUUCACAAAGUGGAUGGCUUUUCAGGGAAGACAAAACAGAAAUGGUUGGUGAAUUUGAAGCAGAUUUUUUCAAUGUACAUGGACUUAAUUUAGAAUCAAAGAAGAGGAGAGAGCAUUUAUCCCCAGAAGAUAUACAGAAAAACAAAGCAAUAAUGGAGAGUCUAAGUAAAGGAACCUGGGACAAUUGUGAGUUUGACCGGAGGCCAUCAUUAGAACCCCCACCCAAACCUAGUAUAUCAUGGACUGAUUAUGCAUCAGCACAACCAGGAAAACAUGUCUGUCUAGGUAGACAGUAUAUAUCUAAAGAAAGCCCAAAGUCUUUCAAAGCUACAGUGGCUGUGAGCAAGAAUUUUCCAAUGAACGUUCAUGCCUUAUUAGAUGUCUUGGAAGUUGUUGCUCCUUUUAAACAGUUCCAAAAAUUGAGAGACUUUAUGACAUCAAAAUUACCAGAUGGAUUCCCAGUACAAAUUGAAAUCCCAGUGUUUCCUACAGUGACAGCUACUGUAACGUUCCAGCACUUCUCAUGGCGAGAGAACUUAAAUCCUAACUUAUUUACCAUUCCUUUCCAAUACCGAGAAGAUCCAAAAAGAUUCCCCGACUUAUGACUCAUCUGGAAGGACAUUAGUAUCAUCCAUAUCUUAAUGAGCCUUCGUAGUCUCCAAGAUGAUAUUGUAGGAAUGGAAAUCCCCUUAACUAAUUUAGGAAACUCUAGUACAGAAAUGACUCUCAUUCUCUAGUUAUGGAAAUCCCAUGACUUAUUUAGGAUACUUCAAACAUAAAAGACUUUUAUCUUCUCGUCCUUGGAAAAUUAACUUAGAAAAAUGCACAGAAUAAAAACUCAUCCUCUAGUAAUGGAAAUCCCCAUGAUUACUUGAGAAAACUUCAAAAAUAAAGACAAUUUUCUUCUUGUCAUGGAAAUUUCCUAAAUUAAGUUAGAAAAUACAGCAUAGACACUUAUCCUCUAGUCAUUGUAGACAGAUUUUAGUGAUUAAACAGAUUUGUGAUUCUUGACAAUCUGAUAUUUUUGUUAUGCAACAUUUGGCAGGUUUAACUAUUUAAUGUAUAUAUGAUAUGGUUAUAUAUGUGUUGUUAGCAUCUUUUUCUCAAGUUGUUUUAAUUAACAGAAAACAGUUGAUUCAUUAUUAAUAAUGAAAGUAUAUUAUUAUAUUCAAUACAGACAAAACAAGUAUUUUUGAUCUGAGAAAAUAUAUCUGUUAUAUAGUAAAAAUAUGAAUUGUGAGUUUUUGUGUAGAGUUUAUCAAUCUGUACAGAAAAAAUAUUAUUAGAUAGAUUUUAGAUUUAUAGGGGGAAGGUAAUUGACUUUACAAUGAAAGCUGAAAGUAUCUAUGUUCUUGGUUGAAAUUAAAAAGAUUUGUAAUUCAGUUGUACAAUGGUUGAAGUGUCAGGAUAUCAUAAAAAUAAAAAUGUAAACUUCAUAUAACAAAUUGAAGUAGGUAAUUGACAAUUAUGUUUCUGUACCCAUUUCAUCUAAUGCGUUGUGACUCCACUGAUUUAGGUAAAACAGAUAUUUUCUUGUUUUAAUUAAAUAUAUAUAUAAUAAAUAAAAAAAAGUUGCCUGUCAUUGACGAGCUAGUAGAUUAUGGAUACCAUUUUUUGGAAGAAACUACUAAUUCAUUGUUUCACUUUAAUAUACUCCAAAUACAGAAAAGAUUUUUCAUAAAGAAAUGUUAUAAUUUAGAAUUUUCAUGUUAUACAUCCUUUAUAAUGAUAAAUGUGACUGGAUGAAUAUCAGAAUAAUUCAACUACCCAUUUAAAAUGACUUGUUGUAUUGUAUCACUGGAAUGACAAGAAUUCCAUGUGCAUUUGGUUGAUCUGCAAUAAUAAAUGUGAGCAUGAAAUUUUGAAUUAACAGAACAAAAUUUUCAAUAAAUAUGACAUUUUUAAAAUAAGUCAUAAAAAGCUGAUAAUAUGUCCAUUACAAUCCUACACUAUUUUGAAAAUUUAUGAGGAGUCAACUUUUGUUGGGUUUCCAAAUUUUUUCCUACAUACCACAGAUUUUUAAAUUCAUUUAUUCAUACAUGUACCUAAGAACAUAGAUUUUCAAAUUCAUUUAUACAUACCACAGGGCACCUAAUUUCAAAUGUAUUUAGACAUACCACAGAACACUGACUUUCAAAUGUAUUUAUACAUACCCUAGAACACUGAUUUUCCUUAGCAUUUAUUAUACUUUUGUAUGGUUAUAUUGAUUUGUUAACUAAAAAUUCAAUGGUCAUUGUUGUAAUUAUAUUAGAUAUUUGAAUUGCUUUUUUUUUCCUUUAAGAAUCCUGUUG